GUGCCACCAUACAGUAAACCUUGGCCCCGUGGGAAAGUUACUAGUAACUAGCUCGUCCAGAGAAGCAUAUAAAAGCACAGCGUUCCCACCGUUUUCCCUCAAUUGUCCAGCACCCCAACUGAAACGUCUGCAAUACCAAUUCAUCGACCACUCUCAUCUCCAACUAAGGAUCUCCCCAUAAGCAUCUUCACUCACCGCAAUGUCGCUCGACCCUGAGAACAAGAACUACCGGUUCGAGACUCUGCAGCUUCACGCUGGAGCUCAGCCGGACCCGUCCACCGGUGCCCGUGCCACGCCCAUCUAUGCCACAACGUCCUUCACGUUCAAGGACGCUGACCAUGGCGCCCGAUUGUUCGGCUUGGAGGAGUUCGGCAACAUUUACAGCCGUAUCAUGAACCCAACCAACGACGUCUUCGAAAAGCGCAUGGCAGCCCUCGAAGGCGGUGUCCACGCGAUUGCCACAUCCAGUGGUCAAUCCGCCCAAUUCCUCGCCCUUUCCACCCUCGCACAAGUAGGAGACAACAUCGUCGCUGCCAGCUACCUCUACGGCGGAACAUACAACCAGAUGAAGGUCGUUUUCCCACGUCUGGGGAUCAACGUGAAGUUCGCCAAUGGAGACGACCCGAAGGAGCUGGAGAAGCUGAUUGAUGAGAAGACGAAGGCGGUGUAUGUUGAGACUAUCGGGAACCCGCAGCACAGCGUGCCGGACUUUUCGGCUAUUGCAAAGGUCGCUCAUGCUCACGGUGUACCAUUGGUUGUCGACAACACUUUCGGAAUGGGAUCAUACCUCUGCCGACCCAUUGACUUCGGUGCCGACAUUGUCGUUCACAGCGCAACCAAGUGGAUUGGUGGACACGGAACCGUCAUUGGAGGUGUCAUCAUCGACGCCGGUACCUUCCCAUGGAACAACGGCCGCUUCCCAACAUUCACCGAGCCUUCCCCCGGCUACCACGGUCUCAAGUUCUGGGACGCCUUUGGCCCCACCGGCGCUCUUGGCGUGAACGUUGCUUUCGGCAUCAAGGUCCGUGUGGAGCAGCUCCGUGACCUCGGACCGUGCCAAAACGCCUUUGGCGCUUUCCUCCUCAUCCAAGGCUUGGAAACACUCUCCCUACGCGCUCAACGUCACGUCGAGAACACACAAGCGUUAGCGGAAUGGCUGCAAACGCGCCCAGAAGUCGCUUGGGUAUCCUACGCCGGUCUUCCCAGCCACCCAUCUCACCAGCUCGCGAAGAAGUAUCUGCGGAACGGAUUCGGCGGUGUCCUGACGUUCGGUCUGAAGGGCGGCAAGGAGGCCGGCAAGGUGUUUAUCAACUCUGUGAAACUUGCAAGCCACCUAGCCAACGUCGGCGACGUGCGCACGUUGGUGAUCCACCCCUCGUCCACAACGCAUCAGCAGCUGAACAAGGAGGAGCAGGUCGCGUCCGGUGUCUCUGGUGACCUUGUUCGCGUGUCGGUGGGUUUGGAACACAUUGAGGAUAUCAAGGAAGACUUUGCACAGGCGCUGGAGAAGGCCGCGGCGUCUACUGCUCCCAACCCGAUCAACUAGAGAACCCAACCCCUAUCUACUAUACUCACAGACAAGUCUGGAAACGUAGUUAGUGUGCUCAUCCGGUCCCUCACUCUUCAUUAUAUACGUUCGAGUUGCGCUUCUUGGCAGGUCCUAGUGUAGCUUGUACGAUCUCUCAUCAUGCUCGGUCGUCCCGUUUCCUCCAUCUUGUUCCCUUUCCUGUGGUUGGUGUAAAUAUUAGACAGUCUUCGCAAAUCAGACUCUUUCUUUUGAGAACUCGGAAAGUAAGUGCGAGCGACUUUGGGAUCUCUGUCGUCCCCUGCGCGCGUUCCGAAGCCAGCGCCAACAACCAAGCCGGUCC
Messenger RNA from Fimicolochytrium jonesii, 1868 nucleotides. Its product is annotated as O-acetylhomoserine/O-acetylserine sulfhydrylase. The coding region runs from base 200 to 1546 and encodes 448 amino acids. The record is from RefSeq and is a predicted model, not a curated record. Lineage: Eukaryota; Fungi; Chytridiomycota; Chytridiomycetes; Spizellomycetales; Powellomycetaceae. Gene Ontology annotation, biological process: transsulfuration. Gene Ontology annotation, molecular function: transferase activity, transferring alkyl or aryl (other than methyl) groups; pyridoxal phosphate binding. The transcript is spliced from 3 exons.